Messenger RNA from Bufo gargarizans (Asiatic toad), 1743 nucleotides. RefSeq lists its product as uncharacterized. The transcript is spliced from 2 exons. Bases 1 to 1743 code for a protein of 580 amino acids. The record is from RefSeq and is a predicted model, not a curated record. NCBI's taxonomy places the organism in Eukaryota, Metazoa, Chordata, Amphibia, Anura, Bufonidae.
AUGCGUCCAGUGAUAAAUCUCCGCGCCCUGAACUCUGUGGUGCGAUAUCGCCAUUUCAAAAUGGAGGGGAUCCACCUCCUGCGGGACUUAUUAGUUCCAGGGGACUGGAUGGUAAAAUUGGACCUCAAGGAUGCGUACCUGACGGUCCCGAUUGCCGCGGCAUCCAGAGAUCUCCUGCGUUUCCGUUGGGGGGACGAAGUGUGGCGUUUCACGUGCCUCCCGUUUGGCCUGUCUUCAGCACCUUGGUGCUUUACCAAACUGUUGCGUCCGGUCAUGGCCUGGCUGCGGUGUCGGGGUGUGCGUCUAAUCGUCUAUCUGGACGACAUCCUCGUUAUGCAUCAAUGUCAGUCGACGCUGCUGCAACACCUUCAGUGGACCUCACAACUCUUGACAGACCUGGGUUUCCUGCUGAACCCCGAGAAGUCGAUCCUCACGCCAUCUCGUCAGAUGGAGUUCCUGGGCUUUACAGUGGACUCGGUUUCGGAGUCCCUCAGCCUCCCGAUGGCGAAAUUGCGGGCGAUCCGCAAGGAGUUGAGACACGCUCUCGCGGCUACCUCCCUGUCGCUGCGCCAUCUGGCCCGCAUCAUUGGCCUGUUGGCGUCUUCGAUCCAAGCGGUAUUCCCGGCGCCUCUCUACUAUCGGGCUCUACAACGACUGAAGAUCGCCCAUCUUCGAGCCGGUGCCACCUUUGCGGAUCUGGUGGUCAUGGAUCAGGAGGCUCGGGAGGAGCUCCGUUGGUGGAUAGACAACUUGGAGGCGUGGAACGGCAGAGCGAUCUUCGGUUUCCAACCGGAUUUCGUGGUGGAAUCGGACGCGAGUCUCAAGGGCUGGGGUGCCCACUGCCAAGGCAUUUCCACGGGUGGUCGAUGGUCAGAGGAAGAGAGCCGUCUUCACAUCAACGCGUUGGAACUUCUGGCGGGUUCGUUCGCAAUCCGGAGUUUCUCCAAUGGCAUGGCCCAUGCGUGUAUCCGUUUGCGCAUGGACAAUGUGUCGGCGGUCCGCUAUGUCAAUCACCUGGGCGGCACUCAGUCGGCUACUUUGGCUCGCCUCGCAAAGGAAUUCUGGUCCUACUGUCUUUCCAGGGACCUCAUGGUGCAGGCGGAAUAUCUCCCGGGUCUUCACAACUACAGAGCGGAUUGGAGCUCCCGGUACUUCACGGACGGCAGCGACUGGAGGCUUGCUCCAGAGACGUUCUGCUCGAUUUCGGCCAUCUGGGGCCCUUGCACCAUAGACCUUUUUGCGUCGCGGCUCAAUACCCACCUUCCCAGGUUCUUCAGCUGGCGCCCGGAUCCGGAAGCGGAGGCGGUGGAUGCGUUUCUCCAGAACUGGGCUUCGGCUCUACACUAUGCGUUUCCGCCCUUUGCCAUGAUCCCGAGGAUGCUGCUUCAGACUCGUCGUCAGAUGGCGGAGUUGGUAGUGGUGGUCCCCUUCUGGGGGACUCAGGCCUGGUACCCGAUGCUCCUGGAACUCCUGGUGGAUGUACCUCUCCUCCUCCCGGUUCGGACGGAUCUCCUCCUGGGCCCUCUGGGCGUGCCCCACCCCCUACUGGUCGACGGAUCCCUUCAGCUUCUGGCGUGCCGGAUCUCGGGACUCCCGGAGAGGUCGAGGGAGUUUCGGAGGCGACUAGACGCCUCCUGGAUAACGCUUGGGCUCCCGGCACCCGAAAAUCUUACCGGGCGGCUUGGCGAUCUUGGGUUAACUGGUGCGUGGAACAGAACCUUGAUCCCGUUUCGGCGCCUGUGA